GUUUUUUCGUCUCAUUAGUUUUGGGAACCUGGCUUGUAAACGGAUCGUCGAAAUUACUGGACCCGAAUUGCAGAAUGGGUCGGAUUCCGAGAAUCUCAUAUCGGAUAUUAGGUGGCAGGGAUGCCGGUUUGAGUUUAAACCCUUGGAUGGUGUAUUUACAUGAUGGUUUGGAAUUUAUAUGUGGCGGUUCACUCUUAACGAAUGAAUUUGUUCUCACCGCUGCACAUUGCGUCUUUCCCAAUCCAAAGCGAUUAAUUGCUCGAUUGGGGGAGUAUGAUUGGAGGAGAUCACGAGAUUGCAAUGUUUUUGGAUGUGCUCCAGGUCACAGGGAAUACACUGUAGCUAAAAUUUAUUCGCACUCAAUGUACGGCCUUGACGAUACCUAUGAUAUAGCUUUGCUGAAGCUAAACCAGGAAGUAACAUUUUCAGAAUACAUACGUCCAAUAUGCUUGGUGAUUCUCGAAAACCAGGGCGAGUGGUUCUCGUUUGUGGAUGCGCAAAAGGAGUUUACUGUAACUGGCUGGGGUUCGACUGAAACCCGUUCGUUGAGUCCCACACUUAAAAUUGCGAAUAUCACUCAAACCGAUCGUGCCUCCUGCCAUGAUCGAUAUGGAUUCUCCGUGGACCACAACCAAAUCUGUGCCGGGGAUCCUGAUGGCUUCGCCUGCACCGGGGACUCCGGAGGUCCGCUCGGAAUGUAUGUGGACCUGGGCUUCGGCCCCUUCUAUGCCCAGAUCGGGAUUGUCAGCUUUGGACACUAUCCCUGCAGCGGGGUUUCCGUCUUCACAAACGUCGUGAGCUUCACUCGGUGGAUUGCAGACACAAUUGCAUACGACGCUAAAUUCAUGUCGCCUAGGGUUUCCAUGCCAUAACCGCAAUAAUAUUUACUUUUUAUACAAAUAUUGAACAGACUUUGCUUUUGCAUAAAAACAUUAAAUUAGAUCUUUAGUGGAAAGGUUAAACAAGAAAUACAUGGGUGUAUGAAUUUACUGUUUUGAUUUAAAAAAAUGUAAAAUAUUCCCAAAGAUAGCUUUUAC
Molecule: messenger RNA, 1037 nt
Organism: Drosophila ficusphila
Lineage: Eukaryota; Metazoa; Arthropoda; Insecta; Diptera; Drosophilidae
Product: serine protease grass
Exons: 4
Coding region: 75-872 (265 amino acids)
Biological process (GO): proteolysis
Molecular function (GO): serine-type endopeptidase activity
Source: RefSeq, a predicted model, not a curated record